AUGACCGAUGGUAAUGGCGGCCAGCCAUUCUCCAGCAUGUCUGGGAAGCUGGACCCCAGGCUUCUGAAGGCGCUUGAUGUGAUGCAAUUCACCACCAUGACUCCAGUUCAGCACCGUGUGAUGACUGAGCUCCCAGACUGGCGCAGCGACUGCCUUGUCCAGGCAAAAACUGGAACUGGCAAGACAUUGGCUUUUCUGCUCCCCACACUGCACUGCCUUUUGAAUGGAAAAAUGCCAGCCCCCAAGGGCCAGGUCGCCAUCCUGAUCAUCACGCCGACGCGAGAGCUGGCGCAGCAGAUCGCAACGCAAUGCGACCAGCUCACCUCUCAGUUGAAAGACCUUGAAUGUCAUAUUGCGGUUGGUGGCACGGCUCGGGCUUCUGCUCAUAAGCGCUUUAUGAACAACAGACCGGCCGUUCUGGUUGCUACGCCUGGCCGACUAAAGGACUACCUCUCGGAUGAAUACACCGCCGAGAGACUGUCCGACAUUCAGACCCUGAUUCUGGAUGAGGCUGACACUAUGCUAGAGAAGGGCUUCCUGGCUGAUGUGAAACAAAUCCUGCAGCUGAUUCCAAAAAAGAGCACCGGAUGGCAAGGCAUGUGCUUCUCAGCUACAGUCCCACCCAAGGUCAAAGAUGUGGUCAACGUGGUGUUGAAUCCGGGAUAUACCAACAUUUCUACCAUGGAGAAGAACGAGACCCCUACACACGAGCGAGUGCCUCAGUUCCACGUUAUUAUUCCUUCAGUGGUUGAAACUUUCACUACCCUCGCUUCGCUUCUGAAAUUCGAGGGGCAAGAAAACACCAAGAUCAUUGUAUUUGGUGUUACUGCAAACCUAGUGGCUUUGUUCGCCAAGGCAUUCGCUAAGGGCCUGACCAACUUGCGUGUGUUCGAGAUCCACUCCCGGUUAAACCAAAACGUGCGCACUAGAACCACUGAAGAGUUCAAGGCUGCUGAAGCCGGAAUCUUGUUUGCCUCUGACGUGAUCGGCCGUGGGAUGGAUUUCCCCAACGUCGACUUAGUUAUCCAGGUCGGCCUCCCUUCCAGCGGCGAGCAGUAUGUUCACCGAGUGGGUCGUACAGCCCGCGCAGGCAACGAUGGCCGUGCGAUCAUCAUUCUCACGCAAGGCGAAUCAUUCUUUCUGCGCAACAACCGCCAACUGCCCAUCAGCGCGCACCCACAAACAGACGCGAUCAAUGCCGAAGCCCCAUCCUUCCAUGAUGCCGUUAUGAAUGCCAUGUACAGUCUUGACGAGGAGACGAAGCAGCGAGCCUACUCUUCAUACAUUGGUUUCUUCGCUGGAUCCGGUCUUCUGAAGCAAUUGCGUAUCGACAAAACCGAGCUGGUUCAGCUUGCCAACAACCUGGCUAUCAAAGGCAUGGGUUGCCCCGAGCCUCCUCCCAUGGAGAAAAAGGUCAUCCAUAAGAUGGGCCUGAAAGGCGUCCCCGGCUUUAAUUACGCAACUGGGGGCGACUCCAGUGGCAAUCAUUCUCGUGGAAACAACUUUAAACGCGGUGGGGGUGGUUCGGGUGUUCUCUCUCCAGGAGCUGGCCGAGGUGAUAGAAGGGGCGGCGUGGAGAAGACUCGCGGCAGGGGCCGGGGCCGUGGUGGCCGGGGUCGCGGUGGACAGAGAGGCGAUUAA
Messenger RNA from Penicillium chermesinum, 1641 nucleotides. RefSeq names its product P-loop containing nucleoside triphosphate hydrolase protein. The transcript has a single exon. Lineage: Eukaryota; Fungi; Ascomycota; Eurotiomycetes; Eurotiales; Aspergillaceae. The record is from RefSeq and is a predicted model, not a curated record. Gene Ontology annotation, molecular function: nucleic acid binding; ATP binding. Bases 1 to 1641 code for a protein of 546 amino acids. Gene Ontology annotation, cellular component: mitochondrion.